This is a messenger RNA of Hibiscus syriacus, 520 nucleotides long. RefSeq lists its product as uncharacterized. The record is from RefSeq and is a predicted model, not a curated record. Bases 108 to 413 code for a protein of 101 amino acids. The transcript has a single exon. NCBI's taxonomy places the organism in Eukaryota, Viridiplantae, Streptophyta, Magnoliopsida, Malvales, Malvaceae.
UCAACUUCCCUUAUACUCUAUUUCAUAUUCUGCUUCCUUCACUUACAUGUCUGCAAGAUUUCACUGAGUUUAUCAGCAUCUAGUUCAGUUUGGCUGUCAUCGUAGCUAUGGAAGCAAGGGUACCUGGUCAAUAUGUGCUCGUAUUUGAGGCGCCUCCUACAGUGAGGGAACCGAGUCGGUAUUCGCAUCGGUCAAUCGAAACACUGAUAGUAGUGCUGGCUGUGAUAACUAUCGUAGGUGUUAUUGCAGGUAUCAUUUCUCGGCUGUGUGGUGGAAGGCAUUUCGGUGGGAAUGGGGAGAAUGACAUUGAAGGCUGGAUAGAAAGCAAGUGUAGAAGUUGCAUUGAUGGUGGAGUCCCUCCUCCGGCAGUUCAACCUCCCAGUGAGGAAUCAAAGCAAGAGGAAAAGAAAUGAAGACUCAUACAUAAUAAUCCAUCUGAUGCAAAUGUAAGUGUGAUUAUUGAUUAUUUUAUGUGUUGGGGAUGCUGUUAGAGACAACAUUAUAACAAUGUAUUAGCUGA